AUGGCCAGAAUUCCCCGCAACUUCCGCCUGCUAGAGGAGUUAGAGAAAGGAGAGAAGGGCAUAGGCGAUGGCAGUUGCUCGUAUGGUCUUAUGGACGGCGACGAUAUAAUGAUGAGCAACUGGAAUGGAACAAUUCUUGGCCCUGGACAUACUGUCCACGAGAACCGCAUCUACAGUCUAAAGAUCCAUUGUGGCGACGACUACCCCGACAAGCCACCCAACAUUCAUUUCAUCUCCCGUGUCAACCUCCCUUUCGUAUCUCAGACCGAUGGCAAGAUUGAUCCUAUGAGGCUCAGUGUGCUCUCUCAGUGGGGGCGGGAUAGUAGUAUUGAGACGGUCCUUGUCGGUAUCAGGAGGGAGAUGGCAACAGCCAACAAUCGGAAGCUUCUUCAGCCUCCAGAGGGGACCACCUUCUAG
Messenger RNA from Suillus paluster, 417 nucleotides. RefSeq names its product ubiquitin-conjugating enzyme/RWD-like protein. The record is from RefSeq and is a predicted model, not a curated record. The transcript is spliced from 4 exons. Bases 1 to 417 code for a protein of 138 amino acids. NCBI's taxonomy places the organism in Eukaryota, Fungi, Basidiomycota, Agaricomycetes, Boletales, Suillaceae. Gene Ontology annotation, cellular component: nucleus. Gene Ontology annotation, biological process: protein K63-linked ubiquitination; DNA damage tolerance.